AUGGAAGACCAAAGGACGACGCGCGCUACCAAAUGGGGUGCGGCAUGUGCUCCCUGUGCUGCGGGCAAGACGCGAUGCAUUCGCAGCGACUCUGAAUCUCCGGGCGCCUGCGAUCGGUGCCGGAAAUUGGGGAAGCAGUGCUCUGACCGGGCUCCCAGACCAAGGAAGAAGCGACAGGCUAAGACAGCAAAGUUACCCCAGUCUGCGGGGAUUUCCAAUGACCUGGUAGAAGCAUUCGAAGCCUUGGGCCAGAGCAGUAUCGGAACCACGCCAAGCUUCAAUCAACUUGGUCCGUCGUCUCCAGCUAGAACAGGAUCCCAAGCCCAAAGUAGAACGAGCGAAGAGAGUGUCCCCAAAGCGCCAGUUCUUGGAUUAGGAUUUGGCCCACCCCAAUCAUGCACCUGCAGUAUGCCAACAGACAACGAAGACCACAUGCCCUUGGAGUCUGACGAAGCGUUACUGGCCAUCUACAGGAGCCAACUAUCCCCCCGUUUUCCAUUCGUCAUUAUUCCUGCUAGCUCAACGCCGAGGAAACUAGAGGUGGAGCGGCCCUUUCUUUUCAAGGUGGUUAGAAUGGUUGCCAGUGUACGCAAUCUAUCCUCAAUAAGAGGACAGAGCCAGUCGAUCCUCCGAUAUAUCUCUGAAGCUAUGAUACUCAGGUCAGAGCGCUCUCUCGAUCUGUUGCAGGGGAUAUUGGUCUUCUUGGGAUUCUAUCACUAUCACUGCAUGACCCAUGCGCAGUUCAGCAAUCUGGUUCAUUUGGCUGCGAGUCUCGUGGAGGACAUGAAUCUGAACGUAUCUUACUCGCCUCAAAAUAGCGCGGGUAUCCUUCCUUUAAUGCGGGGUCAGGGUGCGAGGUCGAGGACUAAUGAGGAGAAUCGGACACUGCUUGGUGUGUGGUAUAUGAGUUCAAAUGCUGCUCUAGUUACUAAACACUUGGGGCCUGCAAGGUACACGAAAGAUCUGGACCACUGUCUGAGAGAACUUGAAAGUAUCGCGGAAUAUGAGUCGGACCAACUAACAGUGCAGCUGGUCCGCUUUCAAAACACCACCAACAAGAUAUUCCAUUUCCAUUCCAGAGACCAGCAAAUGGAUGAGCUCCCUGGCACGCGAACAGUCUCGGCCACGGAAUGCUUAGAAGUGUUCCAGGCGGAGUUGGACAACUUAUGGCACGCUUCGUCCCCCAAGUUCAGAUCCAAUUGUCUUAUUUCAUGUCACUACAGAAGUGCAUAUCUCCAGCUGCUUGAGCCUCUGCUGACCGGAGCGCAUCUCCCUGGUGCCGUAUCUCAAACCUUCGACUCCCUGUCACUCUCCGGCCUCUUCAAAGUCAAUCUCUUUUCGCAUUUCACGGCUGCGCUGAAGGCCUGGUUCGACAAUUGGCUCGCCUUGCCUGUGUGCUCCUAUUUUCACAUGCCCCAACCAGUCUCCUUUCAACUAUUUCACGCCUGCCGGGCUCUCAUACGAUGGGUCAGGGCGGCUGGACCAAACGCCAUCAGGCGCCCCGACUCCGGCGUCAACACAUCGCGAGGUUAUACGGCUCCUCAGCAGGCACUUCCAGCAAUGAGCGGGAUCCCAGAGUGCCCGGAGCUAAGUUCAAUAGAGCCUCCGAUUUCACACUCGUCUGCAACGAUGGCCACACAGCCUCUCGACUCACUGAAGGCUAAAGUGCUAGAACAAGCUGAUCUUCGAAUUGAUGUAUUUGGGCUCUUGGAUUCCAUGGCUGCUCGAUUUGAGUCUGCGAGCAAAGAAAUGGAAGCUGCCCAGGGAGGUACGUGGAACAAUAAUACUUGGGACGUGGCUGCAGAUCACAUCAGGAUCAAGAAGGCGAAGAUCGAAAAGUGGUGCGAGAUCACUUCGGUAGUGGGCAAUGAGGGUCGUGGCGGGCGGUCCAGCCAGGUGAACGGGAUUGUUGAGACCGCUGGAGAAAUCAGAGAUCGAGACAUGGCAGCGGAGUGGAGGAUGGAUGGCUUUGAAUGGCAUGUUCCUAGCGACAUUCAGGAGAACGGGCAAUGGGAGGCCGAGCUUUUCGAUGAAAUUAUGAUGGACGCCGAUUUAAGUGCUUUCUUGGAUGUUCCUGGAAUUUGGGGCCCUGACGCAUUGGACGAUAUGGGAACGACUGGAAGACUGGCCACAGCGAAUGCUUCUUGCUAG
This is a messenger RNA of Clonostachys byssicola, 2151 nucleotides long. The record is from the annotation of a GenBank genome assembly. NCBI's taxonomy places the organism in Eukaryota, Fungi, Ascomycota, Sordariomycetes, Hypocreales, Bionectriaceae.